AGCACAUGGUCCCUGGAUUGAUUUAGUCUAAAAACACCCAGUUAUUUGAUAGUAGCUACUUAUUUAUAGAGAUCGUCAAGAAAAGUGCAGAAGGACAGUGUUCGUUGUUGCCUGAAUAAGUUAAACACCGGCGAAACGAAAGCUUGAAAAUGGACGGUGGCGUGACGGUCAUCACCAAUCCCACAGUGUCGGUGCGGCUGACCAGUACCAUCAGUUCGUUCGAGGUGAAUAAACGAUAUAACAGGGGAAUCACCAUCGGCGAAUUCAAGGGUAAAUUGGAGAUGGUUGUGGGUACCCCGGCCUCCAGCAUGGAACUGCAGCUUUUCAGUACCACUGACAAGUUCAUGCAGAAACUGGAUGACAACGAGGCCCUGCUAGGUUCCUACCCUGUGGAUGAUGACUGCAAAAUUCACGUGAUUGACCGCAGUGGAGCCCAGAGCGGAGAGUUCAGUGAUCUGUCUAAAGUGGAGAAAUUUGAGAUUCCAGAUGAGGUCUAUGAGAAGAGGACAGAUUCUGUAAGGUCAUUCAUGAAGAAGCAACGCGUUGGUCGCUUCAAUGAAGAAGAGACAGCUAAAAAGGAGGCAGAGCUUGCAGCUCGUGAGGCCGAGGAGGAGGCUGCUGCUGCUGCAAUCGGCGUCGGCAACCGAUGCCAAGUGCAGGUUGUUGGGCUACCCACCAAGAUUGGCACCGUUAUGUAUGUUGGUACAGUAGAUUUCAAGCCGGGUCAUUGGGUGGGAGUGAAGUAUGACGAGCCUCUUGGGAAACAUGAUGGCAGUGUGAAGGAGAAGCGAUACUUUGAAUGUGAGAACAAGUACGGUGCGUUUGUCAGGCCCCUGACAGUGACCGUGGGGGACUUCCCAGAGGAAGACUACGGUCUGGAUGAGAUGUAGAACUGUGAUGCUGUCACCCAGUCAAAGGGUGUGGGCAGAUGGGUUCAACCAAGGUUCAACUUUGACCUCCAGUCCGACUACGAACCCGGGGCGAGGGACAGUGUCAUUGCGAUUAACUUUAUUUUGUUUUGCGCUGGUCAGGGAGGUAUGGGUUGGACUAUAGAGAGCUGCAACUGGGUAAGGAGGCAGUAUCGCCUAGGACCAAAUCUAGCGUAGGUGUUUGAUAUCAGAAUAGAAAUUCAGUGCAGAACGUGAGUAAACCGCCAUGGGAGGAUCUAACCUAGUCAAUGUUUCAUGUGAACUCUAUCGGAGGGUAUGAAGUGGUCCUCUUAUGCAUCACCUUCCCUUCAGAAGUACCCACUGUUCCCACUCAAUUACACUGCUCAAUGAUGAGUUGUUCCAAGAUGGAAAACGACUACUAAUAUUGUUCACUGGCAUUCUAUAUCAGAGCAGACUGUUGGGUUCCAAAUAUUUAAAAAAAAAUAUUAAAAAUUCAAUCUGUACAUGUACAGUGCAUAAAGAAAGUA
Oncorhynchus nerka (sockeye salmon) is the source of this 1417-nucleotide messenger RNA. RefSeq names its product tubulin folding cofactor B (gene tbcb). The transcript is spliced from 7 exons. Gene Ontology annotation, biological process: post-chaperonin tubulin folding pathway; cytoplasmic microtubule organization; tubulin complex assembly. The record is from RefSeq and is a predicted model, not a curated record. Gene Ontology annotation, molecular function: microtubule plus-end binding; alpha-tubulin binding. Gene Ontology annotation, cellular component: microtubule plus-end; cytoplasm; nucleus. Lineage: Eukaryota; Metazoa; Chordata; Actinopteri; Salmoniformes; Salmonidae. Bases 150 to 890 code for a protein of 246 amino acids.